Messenger RNA from Glarea lozoyensis ATCC 20868, 1797 nucleotides. Its product is annotated as sodium/phosphate symporter, putative. The record is from RefSeq and is a predicted model, not a curated record. Gene Ontology annotation, biological process: phosphate ion transmembrane transport. The transcript is spliced from 3 exons. Bases 1 to 1797 code for a protein of 598 amino acids. Gene Ontology annotation, cellular component: membrane. Lineage: Eukaryota; Fungi; Ascomycota; Leotiomycetes; Helotiales; Helotiaceae.
AUGCUUGACCAUUACACCUACAUCUUUGCCAUUGGCACCUUUUUCGCCCUCCUCGAUGCCUUCAACAACGGAGCCAACGAUGUUGCCAACGCUUGGGCUACCAGUGUUUCCUCCCGAUCCAUCUCAUACCGACAAGCCAUGAUUCUUGGUUUGGUCUUCGAAAUGCUUGGUGCCAUCACCGUUGGUGCACGAACAGCCGACACCAUCAAGAACGGAAUCAUUCCAGUCGCAGCCUUCAAGGGUAACGCCGGCGUCCAGAUGUUGGCUUUCACCUGUGCUCUCGCAGCCGCAUCUUCUUGGGUCAUGUGGUGCACUCGACACUCUGCUCACGUCUCUUCCACCUACUCGCUUAUCUCGGCCGUCGCUGGUGUCGGUGUUGCAACCGUCGGAGCCUCCAAGGUGCAAUGGGGUUGGAACAACGGAAAGGGUCUUGGAGCUAUCUUUGCUGGUCUCGGAAUGGCCCCAAUGAUCUCGGCCGGUUUCGCCGCAACCAUUUUCAUGCUCAUCAAGCUGGUCGUGCAUAUGCGCAAGAAGCCAAUCAAGUGGGCUGUCUACACCUCACCUUUCUUUUUCCUUAUCGCUGGAACCGUCUGUACUCUUUCCAUCGUCUACAAGGGCUCGCCUAAGCUUGGUCUCAACAAGAAGCCUGGAUGGUAUGUGGCUAGUGUCACCGUCGGAUGCGGUGCAGGUCUUGCUGUCUUGUCUGCUAUCUUCUUCGUCCCAUAUGUCCACGCAAAGGUGGUCCGAAAAGAUGCCGGUGUUAAGUGGUGGAUGUUCAUCAUGGGCCCAGCACUUUUCAAACGACCAGCUCCAGAAGUUGCCGACCAAAAGGCCGUUCCAAACUACGCUGUUGUUCAACACGACGAGCCUCAACAAGUUCAUACACCAAAUGCCGAAUCUGUGAAUGACAGCGACCUUGACAUCAAGAAGGUUGACGCCUCAGUCGCAGUUGACAGCGAGAAAGGCCAUGGAUCCGUCAACCAAUUGACUUACCAGGAGCUUGUUGCCGCCGGUCAAGAAAGAAUGCACGCCAAACUCCGAACCAAGCGCGGUCCUCUCGGCUGGGCUAUGCGAUAUCUUCACAACAACCCUAUCGGUCCUGGACGCCCUUACGAGAUUAAGAACGUCAAGAUCAUGGCUGGUCGUCUUCCAGCGAUGAUUGUUGUCGGUGCUCUCUACGGUCUUCACUACGACAUUCACGCUGCCCAAACUGGUAUUGAAGGGACUCCAGAGGGAGCUCGUAUGGCCGGUGUUUACGCCCACGCUGAGAAAUACCCUAACGAGGUCGAACACACCUAUUCUUUCGUCCAAAUUCUCACCGCUUGCACUGCUUCAUUCGCUCACGGUGCUAACGAUGUCGGUAACUCUGUCGGUCCAUGGGCUGUCAUCUACGGUGCAUGGAACACUGGAAAGGCUGCUCAAUCCAAGGCCCCAGUCCCAUUGUGGCAACUUGCUGUCCUUUCUCUCACCAUCUCCCUUGGUUUCAUUCUUUACGGUUACAACAUCAUGAAGGUCAUGGGUAACAAGAUCACCUACCACUCCCCAAGCAGAGGUUGCUCCAUGGAAAUGGGAGCCGCCAUCACCGUCCUCGUCUUCUCCCAAUUCUCCCUCCCAGUCUCCACCUCCAUGUGCAUCACCGGUGCCACCGUCGGAGUCGGUCUCUGCAACGGAACCCUUAAAGCCGUCAACUUCCAACGUGUCGGUCUCUUGCUCCUCUCCUGGAUCGCCACCAUUCCUAUCGCAGGAACCCUCGGAGGUGUUCUCAUGGGUCUCUUCCUCAACGCUCCUCACUUCUAA